AUGAAUUCGAACGAGGAUAUGGAAGGCGGCGAUUACGGUUUCGAGGCUACAACGGCUCGUAUGCACGGCACCAUGUUUAUUUGGCGCGUGCGCAGAUUUUGUGCUACCAUGUUGGGCUUCCACACAGGAGUGCUCGAUCUUACCGGCAGACAUGAGUAUCGUUAUGCGUCCCUUUCGCGUCGGUGGGUAGACUGGGUCGUAGAUCUGCUGGAUUUAGAAAAGCACAGUAUCAGACAUGAGCGCCAGGUUGAGCCAGAGCCAUGGGAACGUAUGCUCGGGCAGGACGAGGUGGCCACCGAAGUGACCUUCGAUACCCCUUCGGAUAUAGCCAGCAAGUUCCUGGAGAAGUGGAAGAUUCCCAACGAAAGCUUUGACCUUGAAUGGCUGCUACCGAAAGUCAUGGUCCUGAUAAAGGAGAAUCCACGACCGAAACUCCAACGUUUAUGCCUCGCACAUCUCCCUCCCGAGCUUAUACAUCGCGUGAUGUACCUCGGAGGUGUGGACGUGGCACGCCGUUUGGGUGCGACGUCGUCAUUCUUCCAUCAAAUCGCGCUGCCACAUGCAUUCAAGUGGCGCACGUUCACCUUGACCUCUAUUAGCUCGAGUCGCGGAGCGCCUGAGGACUUGGUCACACUCACUGCUGCGCGCUGUCGUGAAAUCAUCGACCGAGCCCGCCGUCACCUGAUGGACAACAUCUCUUUCACUCUUUCCCAUCCUCAGAUCUUGCAGUCCAUUGAACACAUAUCCGUUCACCGGGGCUGGGACGCGGAGCUCAUGUUCGAAACAGCGAUCGACGACAUUCAUCAAGCUGCAGAAUUUUGGCGUCCAGUGCUGGAGAUGGUCGCGGAGUUGGUGACUGCGUGUCCGAAGCUGAAGAAGUUCUCCGCGUCUGGCAUAGUACUGCAAGGUCAGGCAUUGGAUUCGUUGUCUUCCGCCGCAAAGCUCCGGGGUGUCGAACUUAGGGCGUGCAUCCCAAUACUGUUACCGCAGUCUCAACCUAUUCAGCGCUGUCGCGCCCUGAACGUUUACCUCGGGAUGUCCGAAUCGGAACAAUGGGAAUUAUUGGCAUACUUUCCUGACAUCAGAGUCCUUUCGGUUCGCGGAUCUCUGGAGCGCCCGAUCCAGGUCACGGAGCCCGCCAUCGUAUUCCGGAUUCCUCUCUUCAAACAUUUACAGCGCCUAUGCCUCAUGAGGUUGGACAAUGACCACGUCACGACGGUUGCGGAAUGGUUAAUGUUACAAUCGGAAGCAUACAACGGCUUACAACUGACGCACGUCAAGAUCAGGACAGCUCUAGGAAUGUAUCGCCACGAGGUAUUACACCUCGUUCGCGCUCUGCAUUCCGCGCCGUUGCAAGUUCUUUAUCUGGAAGGCUUGGACUACAUCGGCGCCGAGCUGUUUGAAAGUCUCGCCCUCUCAACGCCAAAUGUUGAGGCGCUGACUCUCAUCUAUCGCGAUGGCCGGUUGCAACGCACACUCAAACCUGCCAACUGGCCGUGUACGACAUGGGAGCUCGCGUCGUGGCUCUCUCAGCUCGGUCGUCUGCAACAUUUCGGGUGCAACUUACGCAUACCCUACUACGAACCGACUACGCUCAACCUGCUUUACAUGGAGCUUGGUUUCCCGGAAACAUUACCUGGAGAUGACGGAUUCAGCAAUCCGGAGCGCGACCGUGUAUUCAAACAAGAAGAGACCGGGGCGACCGUUGCGAGGCUCUUCGCCGUACAUGCACCCAAUCUGCAAACGGUCCUAUUCUCUCACGGCGAGAGGGAAUAUGAUGUGAGGAGGAAGGGGAGUCGUGUAUGGGCACAAGCUCGUCGCCCGUACUCCGGAUGGGAAGAGGUCGAAGAGUACGAUCCAGAUGAUGGGUGGGAUACCAUAGCCUCUCCGGAAGACAAUUGA
Molecule: messenger RNA, 1902 nt
Organism: Punctularia strigosozonata HHB-11173 SS5
Lineage: Eukaryota; Fungi; Basidiomycota; Agaricomycetes; Corticiales; Punctulariaceae
Exons: 5
Coding region: 1-1902 (633 amino acids)
Source: RefSeq, a predicted model, not a curated record